[Candida] anglica is the source of this 735-nucleotide messenger RNA. Lineage: Eukaryota; Fungi; Ascomycota; Pichiomycetes; Serinales; Debaryomycetaceae. The record is from the annotation of a GenBank genome assembly.
AUGACUUCUUCAAAAAGCUUUCUAUAUAGAGCUUUACAUUUAAAGGGAAGAGGCAAGAAUCAAAUUCGGACAGAUGUAGAGCAGUUUCGUGAUAUUUUGAAUAAUAUUUAUGAACGAAAUUUAUACUAUACCUUGAAGAACUUGAUUAUAAGUUCUAAACGACUCAAGGAGAGAUAUCCACAGGAUUACGAGAAUAUAUUGUCUAGUAAACUUCAAAGUAUAGAAAAGCUAUAUGUAUUGUGGUGUAGGCUUAUGGGGAAAGAUUGUGUGUUUGAUAAAGAGUCGGGAGAUAGUUUUCAGACUUUGAACUGUAACUCUAGUGGAGGAGAGAGGAAAAUUGCAACACAUGUGACAGAUACGAAGCUUAACAUUACAAUUAUUGAUUUACAACAAAUAGACAAAUUAAUAACGAACCUAACCAACAAAAUAUUUUUCGAAAUCAAUGAAGAACAAAAGAAAAACAAUAGGAUACAAUCUAAGCACAACUUGAAACUAAAGGAACUUAACCAUGUACAAUCAGCUAAUAAUGAGGCACAGUUGAAACACAACAAAUAUCAAAAGAUUGCCAAUGUAAUCCAAGGGAAAGAUCUAGUGAAAAAACUUCAAGUACAUCAAACUGCAAUGAGAGAGAGUCUAAGCAUAGUUUGUGAUACUCUUGAAGUGUUAUUUGAAGAAUAUGUCUUACUAUAUACCACAUUUCAAUACCCCCCAGGUAUACCACCUCCAUAUACGUAG